Molecule: messenger RNA, 1123 nt
Organism: Aureobasidium pullulans EXF-150
Lineage: Eukaryota; Fungi; Ascomycota; Dothideomycetes; Dothideales; Saccotheciaceae
Exons: 3
Coding region: 1-1011 (336 amino acids)
Source: RefSeq, a predicted model, not a curated record
AUGUCUUCCACCACUGCCUCCAUCCUGGAGAACACCAAGCCCCACAACAUCACCGCUUGGAGUUACGAUAUCUCAAUCCAGAUGCUCGAGGAUGAUAUCUCCAAGCUGAAGAAGAACCCAACUCAAAACAACCUUGAGCAUAUCUUCAAGAAGGAGACUUCUAUCACUGAGAAGAAGAUCGCCCUCGAGAAGCAUUGUCGCCAGUUCGGCAUCACUUACAAGAAGUUCGGCACUGAGGAAAGUGAGAUCAAGCUUGAGUCUACCAACGGCGAGAAAGCUGAGACUAAGACCGAGACUGCCAAUGGCGAGGCCGGUGUCAUGACUAAGGACGAGGCCAAACACACUCCCGUCUCUUCUGCCGAGGUCCCUGUUCCUCUUGUUCAGGUCAACAAGAUGGAAACCGACAGCAGUGUCCCUCCUAUCGACGCUGCCACUGAUGCAGCUAACGCCGCUGCUCUUGACGAGAUCAUGUUCCCUCCUAUUACUGGAAUGCUCAAUGGCAUCUACUCUCCUCAGCCUCAUCAAAGCGGUAUGUCCGCUCAGGCCCUCCUCAACAGCGACUUCUCAUUCACCCGUGCUGUCGAUGCUGAGGUCGACGACCCCUUCAUUGCUUCUCCCGGCAAUGACACCUCCACCGGAUUCUUCCCUUCCUCACCCUCUUCCAACAUCAACCAAUUCCCCUCCUUUGGCGGCUUUGGAGGCGGCGGUACUGUCGGUCAGAUCAACGACGGCCACUUUCCCGUUGAGAACUACACAACCGCUGGCAUGAACAUGACCACUGAAGAGUUCAUUGCCCAAGACCUUGCCCGUCAGGAAGCUCUGGCCGCAUCCGGCAAGAUCGCUCACAAUGGUGUCGCCCACAGCGAUAUCCAAGACUUCGGCGCUUCUGCCGGACCCGUCAAGGAACCUGACUUCAAGGCCGACGACGAUGACGAGGACAUGACCUUCGAUGCUCCUGUCAUUGAGCACACUAAGGUCGUCAUUCCUGGCAUGGAGAAUGACGAUUUCUGAAAAACGACAGUCGGGGAGGAAACCUUUCUGAUGGAAGGACGAGGCGUAGAUACGUUGUAACAUAGACCGACGGUUUCUAGACAUGGAAUCAAGGCAUGAAGCCUGGGAUGGG